Vitis riparia (riverbank grape) is the source of this 1049-nucleotide messenger RNA. RefSeq names its product nudix hydrolase 11-like. The transcript has 4 exons. Gene Ontology annotation, molecular function: coenzyme A diphosphatase activity; acetyl-CoA hydrolase activity. Gene Ontology annotation, biological process: coenzyme A catabolic process. Bases 71 to 892 code for a protein of 273 amino acids. NCBI's taxonomy places the organism in Eukaryota, Viridiplantae, Streptophyta, Magnoliopsida, Vitales, Vitaceae. The record is from RefSeq and is a predicted model, not a curated record.
UUACGUUUAUAUAUGCUUUGUUAUAAGCUAGGUAAGCUUGUGCGAUGGCUUUGCAAACUUCAGUUGUUUAAUGGCUGGCAUUGUACCCUCUCCGUUCAUGGAUGGGGGUGAAAUUUAUUUAUCCCUUGAGAACUGGGGUAGCCAAACUCUUCGCGUUCUGGCAAAGCAGCUUCAAGUUUAUAAACCACCUUCUGUCGUUGAAGAACCAGGUAAUGAAGCUGAUGUUAUCUGCAACUCAGUUAGUCCAGGGAUGGAGAAGCCGGCAGCCAUUAAGGAUGAUCCUUUUUCAUACAGCGUCAAGUGCUGUAGAGAGAGGAGAGCAGCUGUCUUAGUGUGCCUCUUUGAAGGGGAUGAAGGGGAGCUGCGAGUCAUUCUUACCAAGAGGUCCAUGAAGCUGUCUUCCCACCCGGGAGAAGUAGCAUUUCCGGGAGGGAAGAUGGAAGAAGGUGAUGCAGAUGAUACUGCAACAGCAUUGAGAGAAGCCAUGGAGGAGAUUGGCUUGGAUCCUAAUUUGGUUCAAGUUGUUGCAAACCUUGAGCCUUUCAUUUCCCAGCACCAACUCAGGGUUGUACCUGUUGUCGGUCUACUUUCUAGGAUAGAAGAUUUCAAGCCUGUACCCAAUACUGAUGAAGUUGAUGCUGUCUUCGACGUGCCACUAGAGAUGUUUCUCAAGGAAGAGAAUCAUAGAUGUGAAGAGAGAGAAUGGAUGGGGUGGAAAUAUGCUCUCCAUCUCUUUGAUUUUGAAUCAGAGCAAGGAAUUUUCCUCAUAUGGGGCUUCACUGCAAACAUUCUUAUUCGAACUGCCUCCAUCGUCUACCAGCGAAUUCCAUCUUUCUCGGAACAUCUCCCUAAUUUUCAGCAGCUACAAAGGGCCUUGAACAAUGUCCCAUAGUUAAUAUAUAUCUUCCAAUUUGUGGCAGUCAUAGCAUCUGUCUGUUGCAAUGUACUGAAAUUCUUAUGCCUAACUAACGAAAAACUACAAAUAAUGGGCGUUGUAUCUCGCAAUGAAUAAAGAAUUUUCAGAUCUAGACGAACUUGAGAGCCAUCAA